AUGCAUUCGGAGCCCGAGUUCGAGUUCCCCAACGGCCCCUCCACUGAACCAACGUCCGUCGAAUACGAUCCAGCUUCAUUGAUGGCGCUUCAUUCCGGUCCCGAUGCUAGAACUCUCCCUCACCAUUCUCCCAGACAUGCCUCGUUUCCCAACCAGUGGCUACCUGACCAAUCAACGUCGCCGGGGCCCCAAUCUCUCGACUACUCUAACUACUUCAACGCCCGAUACUUGCGCGAGCAGGACCCUUGGAGUAUGCUCAGAGCAAGUGGUACACCUGUCAAUGUCACUUUCUCCACCCGCGCAGGCCCAGUUCAACGAAUGGGCGGCUUUCCGACUAAGAGUUCCACUGGACAUUAUAGCGCACCCUCUGAAUCUGAAAGCCACGGAGUACAUUCCUCAGACUCUGGAUAUAGUACGCAGCGGUCAAUCACUGCCUCGUAUACCGUAGACGCCACUUGCAGUCCUCAUCUCGAAACACAGAAAUACCAACAAGAUGAGAAUAUGGUGCCGUUGGACGUUGGUUCAACGGGCCAUGGCGAGGCUAUGGAUCUUACGGAACGGCCCGAGACACCGUCCAUACUUUGCCACGAGACGAUCAAAUGCGAUUAUCCGGGCUGCCCGUGGACUGGCAAGUGCCCAUCCGAUAAAAGAAAGCAUGAAGCUCGACAUAAGAAGCUGUUCAAGUGCGACGAACCAAAGUGUACGCGGAAAGAAGGGUUUGGUACCAUCAAUGACCUUGCUCGGCAUAAGAAAUGCGUACAUAAGAAGGACCCGGAGCGCGGACCGAAAGUACUAUACAUGUGCUUUGGGCAAAAUUGUCCACGAAGCAAUAAGAAAUGGCCUCGCCUCGAUAAUUUCCGUCAACACCUCGCACGAAUGCACAAUAACGAGGAUAUCAAUGAGUUGCUGAGAAGGUCGCACGAAUGGUAUGAGAACUGUGUAAAGCCACAAGAUAUGGUAUCCGUUUUUGCCGACAACCUGUCAGAGGAUGCAACACCAACGCACUCCCAGCAGACAAACGAGCCGGAAAUAAUAACGCAGGACGCUGACCUCGAGUUUCAAAACCCAAUUGCCCCGGCACAAACCGCUUUCCAGCCCUCCAACAUGCUAACGCUAGAUUCGAUCAAGAGAUUUGAUGAAGAGAUGCGAGAUGUACAAGGGGAGGGCGACCCCUCGCAGACGAUCAAACAACGGCACGAUAAAAUGGACGAUAUGAUAUCUGAAGCUGCGGUGAGCGUGAUCAACGCCAUGACAAAAAUGAUCAAUAAUCAUCAGCGAAGGCGAGGCCAUGUAGGCGAGGAGGACAUCGGUGAGCAAGAGGACGAGUUAUCAGAUCGCAACCGGGAAAUUUUGCAGAAAAUCCUGGUCACUGCAUCGGUGCUCCUCUCAGAGGAUUCGGGGGGUUCGGGACCUGACAGCAGUGCACUCCAGAAGAGUACCAGCACUGCCUCAAACAAGGAGGGUUGGAUUCAAUGUGAGUGUUUCCCGCAAGAAACGCGCUUGCGCUGUGAAAUGAAGAAGCAUUUGGAACGGCACGAACGACCGUAUGGCUGCACAUUCCUCAAGUGUGACAAGUCAUUCAGUAGCAAGGAGGACGCCAACGCCAAAUAUCUGAGUCAACAGCAUCAGGCCGACAGUGAGGAAGUGCAAACCCUAGUAUGCAAGAAUCGAUUGGGAGGAAGUGCCUCAAUUCUGGCGCGGUUUCCGCUGAAGGGUCAUCUGUUUUCCAAGGUGGCGCCCUGCAGCGUGGGCAAACGCGUUGACGAUUGGUCCCUUCCCCCAGCCCAUAGGGCCAAAGUCCUGGUGGAUGAUGAUGCGCAUGUCACAAAAGGGAGGUUUGGUGGUGACGACGAGUCUGUUGGGAGUGGUCACUGUGAUGCCGACUCCGCCUGUAGCGGCUAUUCGGAGCACGGAAACCCUCAUGGUGGUGCCAAUAGUGUAGACCAGGAGCUGCCACUAUUAACCGCUGCAAUUCGUGAAAUGGCCUACAGGGUAUACGCCUUUCCGGUCUUAUUUGGCGAAUCAUCGAAAGCGGAAACCCAUAACGCUGUUUUGGCGUUGAGCCUGCCACCGUAUAUAGGUAGAGAAGCGAACACAGUUUCUGACUUCAGAAUACCCUUUACAGCAUCAUUGGAAAACAUACAAGGCGGAUAA
Molecule: messenger RNA, 2154 nt
Organism: Aspergillus versicolor CBS 583.65
Lineage: Eukaryota; Fungi; Ascomycota; Eurotiomycetes; Eurotiales; Aspergillaceae
Product: putative C2H2 finger domain protein
Exons: 5
Coding region: 1-2154 (717 amino acids)
Source: RefSeq, a predicted model, not a curated record